This is a messenger RNA of Lolium perenne, 486 nucleotides long. Its product is annotated as B3 domain-containing protein At1g49475-like. Lineage: Eukaryota; Viridiplantae; Streptophyta; Magnoliopsida; Poales; Poaceae. The record is from RefSeq and is a predicted model, not a curated record. Gene Ontology annotation, molecular function: DNA binding.
AUGGUGCUGCCCUCAAACUUAGUCAUGUGUGCCAUCAAGCUUGGGUCACCUGCUGAGGUUCCCGGCGAGGGACCGGCGAAGAAGCGUCGUGGAAGGCCGGCUAAGGUCGGCCACUUCCACGACGAGCCAGGGCUGGACCACUUCCUCAAAAUCAUCUUCAAGCCAACCUUCGGCCGCCUCAUUAUCCCUAAAGCUUUUGUCAAGUGGUUCGGAGAUAUCCCUUCCAACAUCAUCGUCACCACCAACACCAGAUGCAACUGGGGGAUGACUACGAGGAGAGAAGGCGAUGACGCAUUCAUCGACCAGGGAUGGUCGGCCUUCGCCAUCGCCCAUCAGCUCAAGGUAGGCCAGUUCGUCACCUUCAGAAGGGUGUCCUCCUUGGAGUACAGUGUGGUCAUCUUCGACCACACCUUCACUGAGGUGGUGACGAGGUGCCCGUACCAUGGCGAUGACACCAGGUGCGUCGUCUCGGAGCACCAUGUCUGA